Alosa alosa (allis shad) is the source of this 4051-nucleotide messenger RNA. It is a transcript of the gene h6pd, whose product is annotated as hexose-6-phosphate dehydrogenase (glucose 1-dehydrogenase). Gene Ontology annotation, cellular component: endoplasmic reticulum. The transcript is spliced from 5 exons. The record is from RefSeq and is a predicted model, not a curated record. Gene Ontology annotation, biological process: glucose metabolic process; pentose-phosphate shunt; pentose-phosphate shunt, oxidative branch. Lineage: Eukaryota; Metazoa; Chordata; Actinopteri; Clupeiformes; Clupeidae. The coding region runs from base 139 to 2547 and encodes 802 amino acids. Gene Ontology annotation, molecular function: glucose-6-phosphate dehydrogenase activity; 6-phosphogluconolactonase activity; NADP binding.
UUGUAGGAAGCCUUUUAGGAAAGAUUUGACAGUUGACUACUGGUUGACAGACAGCCUACCUCAGUCCACUUUUGCGCGCAGAGUCUGACGGACCGUCACAGGUAUUUGGUUGGAGACAGGUGUGACUGGGGCUAGACCAUGCGGAAGGCAACGUGGGGACUGCUGCUGCUGCUGUUGCUGCUGCUGGCCUGUGUAGCCACCUGUGACCCAAGUGACCAGGACCAAAAUGGAGAUGAGAAGGGCCCUCGACGCAGAGGCCACGUGUCGGUGGUGGUGGUGGGUGGAACAGGCGACCUCGCUAACAAGUACCUCUGGCAAGGCUUCUUCCACCUGUACGCCACCCAGGUGGGCAAAGGCCACACCUUUGCCUUCUACGGAGGUGGUCUGUCGCCGGCCGACAAGGGCACCCCGCUCCUCUUUGAGAUCCUCAAAAGCCAGACGUGCCCUGAGGAGCUGUCGGCGGAGCGCUGCGCAUUGGUCAGGGACCAGUUCCUCCGGCUGACCCAGUACUGGCAGCUUAAGACUGAGGAGGACUACCAGACCCUGGGCAAGCACAUCGAGACUCAGCUCGGGCAGGAGGGCAUGACGGAGGCUGGACGCUUCUUCUACCUGUCCGUGCCGGCCUUCGCCUACGCCAACAUCGCCGAGCGGGUCAACCGGAGCUGCCGGCCGCCACAGAACGCCUGGCUCAGGGUGGUGCUGGAGAAGCCCUUCGGUCACGACUUGAGCAGCGCUCAGGAGCUCGCCACGCAGCUGGCUAGCUCUCUCAAAGAGGACGAGAUGUACAGAAUCGACCACUACCUCGGAAAACAGGUUGUUUCCCAGAUAUUACCAUUUAGAAAACAGAACAGGAAAUUCCUUAAGCAAAUCUGGAAUAAGCACCAUAUUGAUCGAAUGGAGAUUGUGCUCAAGGAAACACUAGAUGCCAAAGGGCGCAUCUCCUUUUAUGACCAGUAUGGAGUCAUCAGGGAUGUGAUCCAAAAUCACUUGACUGAAGUGAUGACCCUUUUGACCAUGAGAGUCCCCAAAAACCUGACGGACUGUAAAGAGAUUGAUCAGAACAAGCUCAAAAUCUUCAGCGCAUUUCAUCCGCUCGACAAGGGCAGUGCUGUCAUUGGACAGUACCAGUCUUAUAAUUCUGAAGUCCAGCUUGAACUCAACAAGACCAAAGAUCACUUGAGCCUUACCCCGACAUUUACUGGUAUUGCAGUCCACACCACUAUGCCACAGUAUGAAGGCAUCCCCAUAUUCCUGAUGUCAGGUAAACUCCUAGACGAACGGGUUGGAUAUGCCCGCAUCACUUUUAAGAACAACGUGUUCUGUGUGCAAGACCCCAACAGUGUUACGUGUAAGCAGAAGCAGAUAGUGUUUUACAUUGGCCAUGGCGCACUGGGGUACCCAGCAAUACUGGUCAGUAAGAAUCUUUUCAGGCCAGCGCUAGUGGGCAGUCGCUGGAAGGAGGUGUCCGAGGAUAAGGACACCCUUUUGUUCGGCAUGCCCCUCUCGGACUACUACAUUCAGGUACCGACGGUCCAGCGAGAGGCCUACACGGAGUUGAUCCUGCAGGUUUUCCGCGGCCGGAUGGACCACUUUGUCAGCGCCGACAGCCUCUUGGCUUCGUGGAGGUUCUGGACGCCUCUGCUGAACAGCCUGGCGCACACGUUCCCUCGGCCGUACCCCGGCGGCGCCGCCAACGGCAACCAGCUAAACUUUGAGCUGCACGGCCGCGAGGUGCGCUUCUGCACCGAGGCCCUGGUCAACGUCAUCCCCCAGGAGCGGGCCGGCGGCGAGAGCUUCCAGGUGAUGCAGGGCAAGUACCGCAGCGCGGACAUGGUGUCGGCCUGGGCCGAGGAGCUGGUGGAGCGGCUGGCCAACGACCUGCAGGAGGCGGCCGAGGAGGCGGUGCAGGAGGGCGCGCCCUUCCACCUGGCUCUGUCGGGUGGCUCCAGCCCCGUGGCGCUCUUCCGGCGCCUGACGCAGCACCACUACGCCUUCCCCUGGUGGAACACGCACGUGUGGCUGGCCGACGAGCGCUGCGUGCCGCCCUCCGAGGCCGAGUCCAACUUCCGCACGGUGCACGACCACCUGCUGCAGCACGCGCGCGUGCCUUACUUCCACGUCCACCCCAUGCCCGUGCAGCUGAACCAGCGGCUGUGUGUGGAGGAGGACGGCGGCGCGCUCGCCUACGAGCGGGACAUCACGCGCCUCGUCAACGCCUCCAGCUUCAGCUACGUCCUGCUGGGUGUGGGCUACGACGGCCACACGGCCUCGCUGUUCCCGGGGACCGCGCUGGACGCCCACGGGGAGAGGCUGGUGGCGCUAACCGAGAGCCCCGUCAAGCCGCACCAGCGCAUGAGCCUUACGUUCGCCGCCAUCAACCGCGCACGGCGGGUCAGCGUGCUGAUCAUGGGUAAGGGCAAACACGAACUGGUCACUCAGCUCAGCCGGAUCAAGGAUACGCCCGACAGAUGGCCUAUUACAAAGAUUCAGCCGGUGAGCGGAAGGCUUGUCUGGUACAUAGACUAUGACGCACUGUUAGGCCAGUGACAACAUUCCUCCCCAUGUUUUAAAUGCUGUACUGAGAAUGUUAUGGUUUUGUAAUAGGAGUGAGUUAUGUUUGCAUUUCAUUGAUUUAAUGAAAUGAUAAUGUUUUUAAUCAUUUCAAUUUCUGCACAAAGGCAAAUUUGUAACUGAGUGUAAAUGAAGUAGGGAAUGUUUGUGCAAAUGGAGAAUGUACUUAUUCAUUAAUUGUGCUCUCAAUUUGAGAAAUUUGUUCUACACUUAAUUGAACAAAUGCCAGUCACACUUUAAUGCUUAGUUUGUCUGGUCAGCAUAUACUGUUCAUAUUUCACACUCAGGAAGGGAAUGUUGGACAAAAACUGUGUACUGUGAUUUACCCAUGCUGGAUAAAGAAAUCUGUAUGUGUGAUAUUAAUGAAUAACAUGUGCCAAAUUUCUAGAACCCUUUACAAUACAAUCAGUCAGGACUAUGAAGGGACUUUACUGAUCCUAUAUUCUUGUGCUCAUAUAAUCUUUGUCAUCUUCUUGUUCUCAUAUCAUCUUGAAGGACCAAAAUGCCUGUCAUAAUCACCAGAAGCAUCCACUAUAGUACUAGUAGUAGUAUAUAGGUAUGUCAAAUUAAAUGUUCAAAAUUGAGAUGAUGGGAUUUCAAAACCAUCUAAAAUGUUUAGAGGAACACUACGAAAUGGUUAGUUGACCAAAAGCUUUCAUUAUUACUGUGGCUAUGUAAAAUGUAUUUCAUGGUUAUAAUUCCACGUUUCUCAGUUGCUAUCAUGGAAUUGGGAAUGUUUUUGAAAUACAGUGAAUUUGCUCUUGGUGCCAGAGGAAAAGUUACUGUAAUUUAAUAUGAAUGCUGUUCAUGUUACUCACAACAUGUAGAGGGAAGUGAAUAUAGUGUUGCAAAUUCUGAUUAGAUUAAUUAACUGUAAUACCUCAGAACGGUGCCUUUUGAAACAGGUAAUAGAUUGUUAUAUUUACUCAAGGCCUUAGUUUGGCGAUGAAACUUAAUGGACAAGAAUGGCCUAUUCCUCUUUGGCAGCUUGUCUUAAUCUCUGACGAUGAAUACAACAUAAUGCCGAGGUUGCUUUGAAGUGAGCUAAAACGUGCGCUGCCAUUUCUGCACAUGCACUGCUGUUUCCGUCAGCCCUUAAAGUGUAAGUUCAGUGUAAAUUGACCCAUAGCCUUGUUGUAUAAGCUCACCACAUGCAGGAAAAAGAAUGAGACAAUUUGGGACAACGUAGGCCAAGUUAUGGACAGACAGCUUAAAGCAGAUGGGUCAAUUUACACUGAACUUACACUUUAAACUUAAAAGGCCCUCAAGAGUCCUCAAAAGAAAAUGUUGAAACAAUCUAUUGUUUUUAAAGAUUUCUUAUAUAAGGGUGCUUGUUUUUGUACCUUGUAUUUCACCCUGGAAUAUAUUUUAUUGAAUACCAAGUUUGCAAUUGAUUGAAUUAAAUUUUGAUAUUUUUUUAAUUUUAUUCUUGUGAUCAGAACUUACUGUGUAGCAUUAAAGGACCAUUUUGAACAAGUAA